Molecule: messenger RNA, 793 nt
Organism: Lucilia sericata (common green bottle fly)
Lineage: Eukaryota; Metazoa; Arthropoda; Insecta; Diptera; Calliphoridae
Exons: 2
Coding region: 166-372 (68 amino acids)
Source: RefSeq, a predicted model, not a curated record
CUUAUUUAACACAUGAUUUCAAGCAGAAAAGAAUUGUAUUCACGAAUAGAGUUUUCUUUAAAAUAAAAAUAAAUUUAUUUCAGUUGCUAGAAAGUGCUUUAAAAAGUAAAAAGUGUGUAUUGAAAGGAAGUUUAAAGUAAAAUUUAUUAUUAAUAUAGAAAAAAAAUGGGUUGCUGUGCGUCUAAGGAUUUGGAUAAGAAAAAAUCAUGGAGUCCUUCUGAAACAAAUAAUGGUAGUACCUCAUCGACAAUAAUAGCUCAACCUAGUGAUGACUCGGGUACCGGGACAUUUCGCAAGAAAAACUAUACGACAACUUUAAAUCACACCAUAACGACGACAACAACUUCAAGGGAAAAUAAUGAAGAAAAUUAGUUUCUAGAAAAAUAGUUUAAAUAACGAAAAAUAAUGUGUAGGUUUAAGUUUUUAUAAAAGUUUUUGUUACAGUUAUAAAUUAAAAAGUUUAAAAACAAAAGUAGAUUUCUUUUGUGAAGUUUAAAACCAAAAAUAAAAAAGUGCAUUUUUUUGCAUUUUGUAUGCAAAAUGUUCUAUUUUUGCCCUUAAAUUGUUAACAAUAGUAAACAAUUGUUAAAAAUCUCAUUUGUUUAUUAGAAACCACUCAUAACAUGUAAUCCUAGAUGAUUUUGAAGAUUAUUUUGGAAAUUGUUUAAAAAAAAGGCAACAUUUUGUGCAAAAUUUUGAAUUUUUUUAUACUAAAUAAUUUGUUUUGGCUGUAAAGUAAUUUGUUACAUUAGGAUUUGUUAGAAUUCAGAUAUUAUAAGUUAUUAGCAUUGAA